AUGAUUAACAACAACAAUCGAAAACUCUAAUCAUAAAAAGAUGUGAGAAGUAAAGUGAAUACUGGGUUGAAUCGUAGGAAUGAGAGUCCUUAAAAAAGAGUAUAAUCUGCAGUUUAAUCAGUAUAUUAUUAUAUUAAAUAGGGUGAUAAAUCGAUUGAUUAAAGUGGAAAUCUAACAGAACAACUUAAUUCUAUAGUUUAGGAUUAUUUAUUAAGAUCAAAUUGUAUUAAAACAUUAGAGCAAUUUAAAAUUGAAUCUUAAUUUGCAACUGAAUAAAGUAACGAAACUGAACAUAUUAUAUUGGGACAUUUUGAUAGAGGAGAAAGAGAUAAGUUUUUCGAAUCAUGGAGUAGAUACAUUCCAAUUUCUCAAAGAUAGGAUCAUUAUUCUUGGAAAUUAGAAUUCUACAUACAAAUCUAUUUCUUUAUCUAUCCCAUUCAUCCAGUAUUUAAAAAGUAAGGUUAAAUUGAUAAACAUUCAAUUAAUCAAUUGAAAAUCUAUCUUGAGACAAAAGGUGGAGAUUUAUCGAAAACUAAUGAAGUUCUUCCAUUCUAUGCUUUACCAUAUGUAAAAAACAUAUAAAAUCAUCCAUCUUUUUCAUAUUUAUUUACUCAUGAAUGGAUAUCAGAUUUAAGAAUGAAAUUGAAGGAAUUUAUUCAAUCAAUUUAUGGAUCAGAUUAAUAUGGUUCUAUUUUAAAAAGGUUAUUUUUAUCAAAAGAAGGAUCUAAUAAUUAUUAACAAUAAAAUGAUCAAAAAAGAUAAAUAGAAAUGAAAUAAUUACAAUAAGAAAAUUUAGAACUUAAAAAGAAGAAUCAACAAUAGAUUUAAGCAAUACAAGAAUUAAAUCAUUUAGCAUAAAAAAAUUUAACAGAAGCUUAAAAAAAAUGGUUCUCUUUUACAGGUGAAAUGUUAAAAAUGUAGAAAGAAAUGUUGAAAUAUAUAGAAAAUAAUAAGAAAAUACCAGAGUAGAUAUAACAAUUCAAAAAGAAAAUUACAUCUUAUGAUAAAUUCUUUAGUUAGAAUUUAGAAGACUUAGUAAAUAAAUCAGAAGACAUUUCUCUAUUUAAUAAUAUUACAUAACCAGAUCAUGAUCUAUCUGAAAUUACUAAUUAGCAAUGUAUAUUGUUAUUAUAAUAAUAUUAAUAGAAAUUAAUCCAGUUUAAUAAUCAAUAGAAGAAUAUAUUCCUUUAAAUUAUAAUAAAAUUAUUUAGUUGUUUACAAAAUCUCAGAAUCCAGUAUUAAUAGCAACAGUAUUGUAAGCAUUGAGAUGGAGAAUUACAAGAGCAAGAAGUGCAUUAGAAAGAAGAUCUGUUGUAGUUGCUUAUUAAACUCAUGAUUUGAUAGGAACUCAUUAAAGAAAUAUUAUUUUAGCAUAACAUUUAAUGUUUAAAGCAGCCCCUAUAAUUUAAUGUUAAACAUUAAAAUUAAUGAAUGCUUUAGCUUCAGAUUAUGAUGGUAGAACUUAUUUAAUAUCAAAUUCUCAACUAAUAAAAUUAUUAAUUGAAUUAAUAAAAAAAGAUUAGACUGAUUCAAUAAAAAGAAAAAAUGCAAUAGGUACAUUACAGAAAUUAUCAUUACGUAAAUAAAGUCAAAUUUGGAUGUUAGAUAAUGAUAUCAUUUAUGUGGCUUUAACAAUUUUAUAAAGAGUAUAAUAUAUAAAUAAAUUUUAGGAAAAAUUUAAUCUUAGUGAAUAUACAUAUGAAUAUAUAACUGCAUUGAUUAUGAAUUUAUCAUUGAGUUCAAGAGGACGUGAUGCUUUAUCUAUGAAUAAAGAAUUAGCUUUUGAAGUUUUAUUUGAAUUAAUAGAAUUUCCUAAUGAUUAGAUAAGAACCUUUACUAAUGGGACAUUUUAUUCAAUGUUUAGUAGAAGAGAAUUAAGAGAUUAUGCAUAUUAAUUAAAUAUACCUUAAGAAUUACCUAAAUUAUUGUCUACUAGUGAAGAAAGAUUUAAGAAAUAAAUUUAAUAUAUGAUUGAAUAAUUAGAAAGUAAUGAAGAUGAUUAUGAACAAUCAUAAUUGGAAGAAGAUAAUGAUGUAGAUGAUUUAGAAGAUGAUGAAGAAUGUCCAGUUGAUGAUGAAGAUGAAGAUGAUUUAGAAAAUAAUGAUAUGGUUGUUGGAGAAGAAUUAUUAAAGAAUGAAUUUGCUUUAGAUAAUGAACAAGCAGAAUAAUAAAGAUAAUUAAUGGAAUCCAUUAUGCAAAAAGAAUUAUAAUAGAGAAGUAUCUAUUAAGAACAAUUAAGAGAUUCUCAAUUAGAGAAAAUGCCUAUUGGAUGUAAAUAUAAUAUAUUAUUAUUUUAAUGUAGAAGGUCCAUUCAUAGCUGAUAGUCUAGCACAAAUUAAUUAAAAACAAGUGUAACCAUAAGCUUAGGCUUUCUAAUCUAGACCAAAAAUACCCAGAACUCCUCCCAUUUAAUAAUAAUAUUAUUAACAUUGA
Molecule: messenger RNA, 2433 nt
Organism: Paramecium pentaurelia
Lineage: Eukaryota; Ciliophora; Oligohymenophorea; Peniculida; Parameciidae
Source: the annotation of a GenBank genome assembly